Talaromyces amestolkiae is the source of this 1656-nucleotide messenger RNA. RefSeq lists its product as uncharacterized. The transcript has a single exon. Lineage: Eukaryota; Fungi; Ascomycota; Eurotiomycetes; Eurotiales; Trichocomaceae. Gene Ontology annotation, biological process: amino acid transmembrane transport. Bases 1 to 1656 code for a protein of 551 amino acids. Gene Ontology annotation, molecular function: amino acid transmembrane transporter activity. Gene Ontology annotation, cellular component: membrane. The record is from RefSeq and is a predicted model, not a curated record.
AUGGCUAACGAGACGCCAAAAGACGUCGAAGCUCUCGGGACUGUCGAAUCAAAACAUGUAGCCGAUUUAGGUAUCACAGACACCCCCACGAUCAAAGACAGCGACUACGAGCACCACAAUGUCGGCACGCUCCAACGACGCCUAAAAUCAAGACAUGUCCAAUUCCUCGCCCUAUCCGGCGCUAUAGGCACCGGCCUCUUCGUUGGUACAGGCCAGACACUUUCCCUCGCAGGGCCUCUCUCAGCAGUACUCGCCUACCUCAUCACUGGAUUUAAUCUCUACGCUGUAAUAAACAGUAUGGGUGAAAUGGCGACUUGGCUUCCAUUACCUGGUGCUGUACCCGUAUACGCAGCGCGAUACGUCGAUCCUGCUUUAGGGUUUACGCUUGGUUGGAAUUAUUGGUAUCAAUUCGCAAUCGGUGUGCCUAUAGAGAUCAGUGCAGCAGCCUUGGUCAUUGAUUACUGGCCGAACAAUGUACCUACUGUCGUCUGGAUUACGAUCUUGUUAGUCGCAGUGAUUGCUAUCAACUUGUUCCCCGUGCGAUACUACGGCGAAAUCGAGUUUGGCUUUGGCACAAUUAAAUUGACUACAAUCUGCGGAUUGAUUUUGCUCAUGCUCAUCAUUACCCUUGGAGGCGCACCGAAUCAUGACCGUAUUGGUUUCAGGUAUUGGAAGAAUCCCGGUCCAAUGCUGGAAUACCUUGAGCCGGGUGCUUUGGGACGAUUUUUAGCCUUCUUCAAAGUUUUCGUCAGUGCCACAUUCGCCUACGGCGGGAGUGAGAUGGUAGUCGUUGCAGCUGGCGAAACCGAAAAUCCACGGCGGAACAUUCCAAAGGCAGUCCGCAGAGUGUUCUGGCGAAUCGCCAUUUUCUAUGUUUUGAGCAUCUUCCUAGUUGGCAUGUGUGUCUCCGCCACCGAUAGCCGUCUCCUAAACGCCAUUAACUCAAGCGCUCCCGGCGUUGGGGCCAGUCCUUUUGUUAUCGCAAUGCAGAAUGGCGGUAUCAAAAUCUUACCAUCAAUCAUUAAUGCGGUGGUGCUUACAUCCGCCUUCUCGGCCGGAAAUUCUUUCUUCUACGCGUCAACUCGGGUGUUGUACUCAACCGCUCUCGAUGGAAAAGCGCCUAGUUUCUUAAAGUACGAGAAAUUCGGAGUUCCGUAUGCCUGCGUAGGCAUCACGACACUGCUCAGUCUACUUGUGUAUUUGAAUGUAAACUCGAGUGCAUCCGACGUCUUCUUCUGGAUCAGCAAUAUCAGCUCUGUCAGUACGCUGAUUGUCUGGACAUCCGUUUCCAUCACGUAUAUCCGCUUUCACAAGGGCAUGAAACAUCAAGGCAUUGCGCGGUCUUCACUUCCCUUCCGAGCCCCAUUCCAGCCUUAUCUUGCGUGGUUCUCGUGUCUAUUUUCUGCGACAGUGGCAUUUUUCAACGGCUUUGACUGUUUUUUUCCCGGCAAAUUUAGUGCGAAAUCAUUCGUUCCGCCGUACAUAGAUAUUCCCAUAUUUGCAGCAUUAUUCUUCGGGUAUAAAAUCUACUACAGGACAAGUUUUGUCAAGUUGGAUGAGAUGGAUUUCUUUUCUGGAAAAGAGGAAGCGGAUCGCUUGGAGGAUACAUGGGAGGAAGUCAAACCGAGAAAUAUUUUCCGUAAGUCGAUUGUCUAA